This is a messenger RNA of Oncorhynchus keta (chum salmon), 1218 nucleotides long. Its product is annotated as L-asparaginase. The transcript has 7 exons. Gene Ontology annotation, cellular component: ciliary inversin compartment. NCBI's taxonomy places the organism in Eukaryota, Metazoa, Chordata, Actinopteri, Salmoniformes, Salmonidae. Gene Ontology annotation, molecular function: protein binding. The record is from RefSeq and is a predicted model, not a curated record. Gene Ontology annotation, biological process: protein localization to ciliary inversin compartment. The coding region runs from base 332 to 1060 and encodes 242 amino acids.
UGUGAGUUAUUGGUAACUGCGUAUGUAGUGUAGAGUGUGUCAACGUAGGCAUUGUGAAAUAAGUGGGAAGAUCAAUAUAUGUAUGGCAGCCCUUUCAGCUAAUUGGGCAGAUUGAUUGCCACUCAAGACCGUUUCGCAUUUUAGCUAAGCCUAACCCUUUUCCUAACCUUAACCUGCUGCUAGGUUAGUUCUCCUAACUUUCCACUUUAAUUCUUCUAACCUGCCACGUUACUUAUUCUGACCUGCCACGUUGCUUUUGAUAAGCCACUUAAGCAAACAUUGACCGUUCGAGGAGUGAUGUUCUUUUCUGCUGCAAUUACCUCCACAAGAGAUGGACAGCACACAGGACGGACUGGAUAUUGUCACCAAACCCAUCAUAAUUCUGGGCACUGUUACCAGAGACAGAAGGUUUCUGCACUGGGUAGGCCAAGUGCUAAAGCUGAAGUGGCUGAAGAACAAGAGCCAAGAAGAGGUCAAAGUGAUGAUCGGGGAGCUGCUGCCCUCCUUCGCCUGUGGAUGUGUGGAGAACAAUGACUUCCUCUCCCUGCAGGAGAUCCUGGAGAGGAUGGAUGUGAACUGUGGGGACUAUGACGGCACCACCCCCCUCCACAAGGCCUGUGAGAAGGGCAGGCUGGAUAUGGUCAAGUACCUGAUGGGUAAAGGAGCCAGCACCCAGCUCAAAGACCGCUUUGGAUACACACCGCUUCACCUGGCCAUCAAGAACCGGCACUUAGACAUCAUCCGCAUCCUGCGUCUGAUAGGAGCCCCUCUGUCUUUGGAGCUUGUGAGGAUCGGGCUGGAGCUGAUCAAGGUUGUCCAGAACAAGGACUACCAGCUGUUGCAAGCCUGGUACCUGUCUGGAGUGAACCUGGACCAGUGUGACUAUAACGGACGUACAGCGCUGCACAUUGCAGUCAGGCUGAGGGAGAGGACCAUGGUGUCCAGGCUGCUGGAGUACGGAGCCACCCCUCUGGAGAGUGACAUCUGGGGUUGGACUGCAGUGGACGAGGCCCAGAACAACCUGCCCAGCAUCCUGAAGCUGUUCCACCCCUUCACUUAGCAGUUCCCCAAACAGGCCCAGAACAACCUGCUGCACCUGGCCAACAGGAUGAUCUGACCACUUCCAGUGUACACCUCCCCAGGAAAUUCAUCCUUUUUAAUCCAGCCAACAACCCUAGACAAGAGUUCAUUCAGUGUUAAUUGUUAUCAUACAAUGCU